Molecule: messenger RNA, 1626 nt
Organism: Aspergillus nidulans FGSC A4
Lineage: Eukaryota; Fungi; Ascomycota; Eurotiomycetes; Eurotiales; Aspergillaceae
Product: putative RecQ family helicase RecQ
Exons: 4
Coding region: 1-1626 (541 amino acids)
Biological process (GO): DNA recombination
Molecular function (GO): nucleotide binding; helicase activity; 3'-5' DNA helicase activity
Source: RefSeq, a predicted model, not a curated record
AUGCUCCUUUCCGUAAAGAUGCCUCUACAGCGAGAUGUAAUCGCUGCCGCAGUUGAGGGUCACGAUGUUUUUCUCCAGGCUUCAACUUCCUUCGGGAAGAGCUUAUGCUAUCAGUUACCUGCCAUGACCACCCACGGAGUGACUGUCGUUGUAUGCCCUCUUCUGUCUCUGAUGACGGACCAGGUAAACGCACUUCAAGCGCUGGGCGUGCCGGUAGCUACCAUCAACUCAACAGUCUCACUUGCAGAAAGGCGAGUUAUACUUGAGGAUCUUCUCUCUGGUCACCCGAGGAUUCGACUCCUCUAUGUUACCCCAGAGCUUUGCCAAAAUAAUACAUUCCGGCGAAAUCUACAAACUAUGCACAAGCAACGAGAGCUUGUGCGCAUCGCCAUCGAUGAGGCCCAUUGUAUCAGUGAAUGGGGCCAUGAUUUUCGUCCGGCAUACAAGGCACUCUCUUGGUUCAGGCAUUCCCUAACAAACCCACCCGUGCCAAUCAGCGCCUUGACAGCGACUGCCACCUCACAGGUCCGUACAGAUAUCAUCAACAUCCUGGGCCUGAACCCACGUCGGCUCAAAAUCUUCAGCACACCGUCAGCACGACCAAACAUUCAUUACGAAAUCCGGUUCAUGCAAGAGCUCGCCCCGGACCCCUCAGAACCCGAGGCAUUCCAGGUCCACGACCUCCUAUCGUGGCUUCACUCCAUUCAGGGCCGGCGUGAGGCCCGAUUAGGAACCGAUGCGGCUUCCAAAUUACCCCCAAUAUCGGGUAUAGUUUACGUUUCAACCCGGGUAGCAGCAGAGAGACUCGCGCACGUGUUAUGCCAGAGCGAUAAUCGCAUCCGCGCAGUAGCAUACCAUGCAGGCCUUGUCGCCGCCGAUAGAGUCAGGGUCCAGAACGAAUGGAUUGCGCCUCAAAAGCAGCCUCAACAACGAGGACCUGGUGCAAAGCCCGUAACCUUUUACAUAAUCGUCGCAACAACUGCAUUUGGCAUGGGCAUCGACAAUCCCGAGGUUCGCUUUGUCGUUCACUGGAGCCCGCCACGUACAUUCGAAGGUUUCGUCCAGGAAUCCGGCCGUGCAGGUCGCGAUGGCCGCGCCGCAGCAUCAAUAGUCUACUAUAGUCUCCAGGAGCGAGAACGCGUUCUUAACCAUCUCCGCCGGGACAUUGAAAAUGUCAACAACAGCACAGGUGGCCGGAAUGCGGGCCUUAACCAAGACAAAGUCUCGCUUUUGAGAAAUCUCUACGCUCGUAAGCAGAGCUUCGAGAAGGUAGUCCGAUAUUGUGAAACAACUACACGAUGUAGACACGAACUCAUCAAGGAGUUUUUUGGUGACCUUGAACUAGUGAAGAUGGGCUCUCAGGUUUCAAAGCUCCAGUCUGCUUGUCAUGAUGAUAAUGAUCAUGGUUCUGCAGGCGGAGCCACAUCAUCAUCACCCUCAUCACCUUGUGAUUAUGCCUGUGACUUCUGUAAAGAAGGACCUGGUGAGCUAACAGCGCGCAAAGCGAGAAUGGCAUCGGCAGAGGAGCUUGAGAACUUUACUGAGGCGAGCUGGCUUGACGCAAUGUUUCCGCUAGAUCAGAUGUUUCCUGAACUGGCCCGCCAAAAUACUCUAAAAGGAAUCUAG